Molecule: messenger RNA, 1957 nt
Organism: Rhodamnia argentea
Lineage: Eukaryota; Viridiplantae; Streptophyta; Magnoliopsida; Myrtales; Myrtaceae
Product: serine carboxypeptidase-like 28
Exons: 8
Coding region: 214-1722 (502 amino acids)
Biological process (GO): proteolysis
Cellular component (GO): vacuole
Molecular function (GO): serine-type carboxypeptidase activity
Source: RefSeq, a predicted model, not a curated record
AGAAAUCGAGUUUCACAAGCAACAUUAACAAUAGUAUAAAAACGAUGCCGUCCUGGCCAUCCUAGAACGAACCUAUGAAUCAUUCACAUGGCACAAUAAAUUCCCAGGGCAUCACUUAGAAACCAAUUCGCAAAAGUUUCACCGAGCUGAAGACGAACUCCUUUCCAAAAGCUGCCCAAAAGCUAAACAGGGGACGUGUCUUCAAACCCAAUCAUGAGCAAUAAGAACACGAGCAAGGACACUUCUUGUUCUUUGCCUCACCUUCUUCUAGUCCUCGCGAUCUUGCUGCUAUCUUUUACUUCUGCAACUUCCGUUAAUGUCCAACAAAAGAGGGACAAGAUCGUGAAGUUGCCGGGACAGCCAGGGAAUGUGACCUUCUCUCAGUACUCCGGCUAUGUCACGGUUGACCCCAGUGCAGGGAGGGCUCUGUUUUACUGGUUGAUGGAGGUGCCGCGCAGUCUUGGCCCAGCAUCGAAGCCACUGGUCCUGUGGCUGAAUGGCGGGCCUGGCUGCUCCUCGGUGGCGUACGGCGCGUCAGAGGAGGUGGGGCCGUUUCGUGUGAGGCCUAACGGCAAGACUCUGUACCUCAACCCCUAUGCUUGGAACGCAGAGGCAAACUUGCUCUUCCUGGACUCUCCUGCUGGUGUGGGGUUUUCUUACUCCAACACGUCCUCUGAUGUGUACAACCCUGGUGACAAGAGAACAGCUCAAGAUGCCUUCACAUUCCUGAUGAAUUGGCUUGAGAGGUUCCCUCAAUACAAGCAUAGGCCUUUCUACAUUGCCGGGGAAAGCUAUGCAGGUCAUUACAUUCCUGAGCUGUCUUUGGUCAUUGCACGGCACAACAACGGGACAAGGAACCCAGUUCUUAACUUCAAAGGCUUCAUGGUGGGAAAUGCUCUUUUCGAUGAUUUUUAUGAUACCAUCGGCACGUACGAGUUUUGGUGGAACCAUGGAUUGAUAUCGGACUCCACGUACGCGGCCUUGAAUGAAUCUUGCCCGUACGAUUCGUUCCUCUUCCCUCAUGACAAGUGUAACGCGGCGCUUGUCCGCGCUACUACCGAGUUCGGGGAUAUCGACCCUUACAGCAUUUAUAGCAGCCCUUGCCCAGCAACAGGCACGCUGAAGCACAGGGCGGACCAAUCCUUGCCAUGGAAGUUCGGAGGGAACGACGAGUGCAUAGUGAUGUACACGAAGAAGUACAUGAACCGACGAAGCGUCCAAAGGGCUCUCCACGCCAACGUCACUCGCAUCCCUCAUCCUUGGGUCACUUGCAGGUCUCGCUCCCUCGAAACUCGUUGUGGCAUUUCCUCAAACGCUUGGGUGACCCCUGAUUCCACCCAUUGUUUUGUUCCUCUCUGCAGCUCUGUGGUACGGGGAAAGUGGACAGAUUCUCCGAAAUCGAUGCUUCCCAUCUACAAACAGCUCAUAGCCGCGGGUCUUCGGAUCUGGGUCUACAGUGGCGACACCGACGCCGUGCUGCCGCUAUCUGCGACCCGGUACUCCAUCAAAGCUCUGGGGCUCAAGACCAACACCAGUUGGUACGCUUGGUACGAUGAUCGCCAGCAGGUUGGUGGAUGGAGCCAGAAAUACGAGGGCCUGACUUACGCGACGGUGAGAGGCGCGGGACACGAGGUCCCCUUGGGCCAGCCCAGGCUCGCCCUCUUCUUGUUCCGGCAUUUCUUGAGCGACCAGUCCUUGCCUGGCUCUCUUUCUAGUUCCUAGUCCCCCCCCUCCUCCCAUUUGUACAUUCACUUCAUUUUCGCAUCUUCCUUCUUAAUUGGCCCCUGAAUUUUUGGCAAUUUUUUUUUGCUAUUUUCUUUUUGGCUUUUGAUUACGAUGUCGUUGAAUAAGAGGCUCUCCACAAAUAAAUCGAGACGAGAAAAGGAUGCGAAUGCCGCGCCCUGCUGCUUUCUCCGUUCGCAGUUUGGUUUCUUCGUUAUUUCUCUGUGUUCUUCUC